Gossypium raimondii (Peruvian cotton) is the source of this 2470-nucleotide messenger RNA. Its product is annotated as auxin transporter-like protein 2. The record is from RefSeq and is a predicted model, not a curated record. The transcript has 9 exons. NCBI's taxonomy places the organism in Eukaryota, Viridiplantae, Streptophyta, Magnoliopsida, Malvales, Malvaceae. Gene Ontology annotation, cellular component: plasma membrane. The coding region runs from base 336 to 1787 and encodes 483 amino acids.
UCUCUAUUUUGUGAUGAGAACAACGUCUAAGUCACUUAUAGAUCUCUAAAUCCUCUCAACUCAAAAGAAUCGAAUCGCAAGUGGAAUACGCAGAGAAUUUUUGGGUUUUGUCACUCUCACCCCUUUCUUCAACCCUCUUUCAUUACAGUCCUACUAUAUAUAUAUAUACAUAUAUAUAAUAGGAGCUGAAUAGGAGCAGCCAAAAGGAUCUUUUCUUCAACACCAUUGUUGAGCUGAGAGAAAAACAGAGAAAAAUUAGAGAAUUCUCUCUAUAUAUACAUAUACAUAUAGAGAGAGACAGUUCAAAGAUCUAGUAGAUUGGUAAUAAAAAAAGAAUGUUGGGACAAAAGCAAAGUGAAGAAGCAAUAGUGUCGAAUUAUAACGAAAGUGAACAACAUCAUGUUGAGAAUAGAGAUGAAGAGAAAGAAGAAGAAAACCAGUCAUUGUUUAAUGUUAAGAAUCUACUUUGGCAUGGUGGUUCUGCUUGGGAUGCUUGGUUCAGCUGUGCUUCUAAUCAAGUAGCACAAGUGUUGUUAACUCUACCAUAUUCAUUUUCUCAAUUGGGCAUGCUAUCUGGGAUUCUGCUACAAGUUUUCUAUGGAAUUAUUGGAAGUUGGACUGCAUACCUCAUAAGUGUACUCUAUAUUGAAUAUAGAAGCAGGAAAGAGAAAGAGAAUGUUAACUUCAAGAAUCAUGUCAUUCAGUGGUUCGAAGUGCUUGAUGGGUUAUUGGGUCCAUAUUGGAAGGCAUUAGGACUUGCCUUCAAUUGUACUUUCCUCUUAUUUGGAUCUGUCAUACAACUUAUAGGCUGUGCAAGUAAUAUAUACUACGUUAAUGACAAAUUGGACAAGAGGACAUGGACCUACAUAUUUGGAGCUUGUUGUGCAACAACAGUUUUCAUACCAUCUUUUCACAACUACCGUAUUUGGUCUUUUCUUGGCCUUGGGAUGACUACUUAUACAGCUUGGUACUUGGCUAUUGCCGCCCUCGUUCACGGCCAGGCUGAGGGCGUGACGCAUAGCGGUCCGACAAAGCUUGUGCUUUAUUUCACCGGAGCCACCAACAUUCUCUACACUUUCGGCGGACAUGCCGUCACCGUGGAAAUUAUGCAUGCAAUGUGGAAGCCUCAAAAAUUCAAGUACAUAUAUUUAUUGGCCACACUUUACGUUUUUACCCUUACACUUCCGUCAGCUGCUGCCGUUUACUGGGCCUUCGGUGACGAACUCCUCAACCAUUCCAAUGCCUUCUCUCUCCUCCCUAAGAAUGGCUUCCGUGACGCCGCCGUUAUCUUAAUGCUUAUUCACCAGUUCAUAACAUUUGGGUUUGCUUGCACACCGUUGUACUUCGUGUGGGAGAAAGUAAUAGGGAUGCAUGACACUAAAAGCAUUUGUUUGAGGGCAUUGGCACGGCUGCCGGUGGUGAUCCCGAUAUGGUUCUUGGCCAUCAUCUUCCCAUUCUUCGGCCCCAUCAACUCGGCUGUCGGCGCUCUUUUGGUUAGCUUUACCGUCUAUAUCAUCCCAGCUUUAGCCCAUAUGCUCACCUAUAGAAAAGCCUCUGCUCGGCAGAAUGCUGCAGAAAAGCCACCAUUCUUCAUGCCAAGUUGGACUGGAAUGUAUGCAUUAAACGCCUUUAUUGUGGUGUGGGUUCUAGUGAUCGGGUUCGGGUUCGGGGGAUGGGCUAGCAUGACCAAUUUCAUUAGGCAAAUUGACUCUUUUGGCUUGUUUGCCAAGUGUUAUCAAUGCAAGCCUCCAACGCCAACAUCACCAGCUGCUGCUAUGCACCAUUAAGCUCACUCUAAACCAACAUCAACUAUUCCCCGUUUUUCUCCAGUCAAAUUCCGAUUUUGGUCCCUCUAUUAUGCUCAAAUUUGAAAUUUAGUCUCUACAAUUUGAAAUAAUUUGAUCUCUCUUUUAUAAAUUCAUUAGUUAGCCACAAAUAGUUAACAGUAUCCAGUUAAAAUGCCAACGUGAAUUUUUCCUAAAAACACCCAUUCCAACACCAGAAGAAAACAUAUCAGCAUGAUGAAUGAGACGGGUUGUUUUUAAGAAAAAGUUCAAUGUUGGCUUUUUAAUUGGAAUAGAUACCGAUGUUAACUACUUGGACUAGCUCAUGGCAUUAUAAAAAUAAAAGGACAAAUCAUGUCAAAUUAAAAUACAGAGACCAAAUUCCAAAUUUAAACAUAGUAGAAGGACCAAACCGAAAUUUGACCUUUUCCUCCAUAUCCCAAAGAGAGAAAAAAAAACCCACCAAUGAUUUCCAUGUUUUCCUCCAUAUGUUGUAUCAUAUAUUGGGGGAGAUAGCAAUAUUCUCCCCUACAUGCUUAGUGUGCUGGAUUUUUGCCCUUUGCUUUUCCUAUUUUUUCUUUCAAAUUUCUCCAUUAAAUUAGUUGAUAAUUAAAAAAAUAGUGUGUUGAAUUUGUGAUGAUUCCUUUGCUAUCCAAUUAAAUCAUAUAUAAAUAGUAUUAUGUUCA